UACGAAAUAUAUAAAAUGUCAACAAUUCACUGGACUUUUCGCAUAUUCCAAACACAAAACUCAAAUCAAAAUCGGAAUAGAACAAAACACAAUAAGCUGACUUCCCUUAUUCCAUUCAGUAAUUUCUCAAUUGUUCUAUUAAUUUGGAUAAUAAGCGUGAUAUACAACUUGCAAAUUGCAAAUGCUGAUCAAGUUGUGCUAUUGGACACGACGAGAGAAGCCACUCUGGAAUGGACUAGGUAUCCAUACGGUCCUCAGGCUCAGACUCCAGGCUGGGUAGAGGAAUCAUUCACAGAUUUCGUAAAGGGCAUCAACUGGCGCAGCUAUGUGGUCUGUGAUGUUGCAUAUCACAACGUUAACAAUUGGCUAUGGUCACCAUUCAUUGAUCGCGGACCAGCUAAUCGACUUUAUAUUGAGAUACAGUUCACGAUACGAGACUGUUCGCUAUUUCCAGGAAAUGCUUUGUCCUGUAAGGAAACGUUCAGUUUGCUUUUUUACGAAUUCGAUGCAGCAACUCGUGAGCCACCGCCUUGGCAAACAGAUAGCUACAAACUGAUCGCUCGAAUUGCGGCGGGAGAGGGGCGCUUUAAUCAAAAUUCUGAUGUGGAUAUUAAUACGGAAGUGAAAAGUAUUGCUGUCAGCAAGAAAGGAGUUUAUUUUGCAUUUCGUGAUCAAGGCGCUUGCAUCAGUGUUUUGGCCGUUAAGGUCUAUUACAUAACAUGCCCUGCGGUAACCGAAAACUUUGCUCAUUUCAAUGAAACGCCCACCGGAAGGGAGAUAACAAUAAUUGAGAAACAGAAUGGCACGUGCGUAGAAAAUGCUGAGCCGUAUGAGGCACCAACUUAUUUAUGUAAGGGCGAUGGCAAAUGGACAAUACUAACAGGUGGCUGUCGUUGCAAAGUCGGCUACGAACCAAAUGAAGUUAAUAACACUUGCACAGAAUGUCCUGCUGGCACAUUCCGCUCAGCUGAAGUACGGAAGUGUAUAUCAUGUCCAGCCAAUUCGAAUAGUUCGAAAACCGGAUCCGCGAUGUGCAAUUGUCUAGCAGGCUACUAUAGGCAUCCAGCUGAUGGCAGACAUAUGCCGUGUUAUAAGCCGCCAAAUGCGCCAAUGAAUUUAACCCUAUUAUUUGUAGAUCAAACCAGUGCAAUUAUAUCAUGGUCAGCACCAACAAGGGACGAUAACCAGCUAGCAACCGCAAAUGGUCUGGAGAAAUAUCGAACAGAAGUUGUGUACAAAGUGCGCUGCAGUAGCUGCAGCUCAAAUGUUAUGUUCAAUCCGUCAACGGACACUUUCAAUGAAACAAAAAUCACACUCACUAAUCUGGAACCAGCGACAACAUAUUCAGUACAGGUCCAUGCUGCGAAUAGCAUAUCCUAUGUGGCCGAUAUCGGGCUUUAUUAUAAUUUAACCUAUUCGAGCAGUGAUAAUGCGUUAAGCAAUACUUCAAGCUUUUCAAAUAUUAACGGCCACCAGCUUGAUCUUAGUGAAGUUGAAACAAAAUAUGCUGAAAUUGUAUUUACCACCGAGUCCGCAAUGCUCUCGACUGUGUUCAAUUUAAGAGUGGUUGCCAUAACUAACAAAGAAGCAAGUCUAGUUUGGGAUAAACCAGGGCAGACUGAUGCACCGAUUGAACUAUAUGAAGUACGAUGGUUUCCCAAAUCCGAAAUGGAGACUAUCAAUAACACCACAUUGAACACUAAGGAAACAAAAGCAGUUAUUUAUAACCUACUGGAAAAUACUGAAUACGGCUUCCAAGUACGUUGUAAAACAGUAAAUGGUUUUGGUGCGUAUAGCAACAUGGUGUAUGCCCAGACACAUCAAUCUGUUGGUACAGUUUACGAGGAUUCAAUGCAAAUACGAUUUAUUGCUGGAGCCAUUGUGACUGGCGUGUUCUUCCUGGUCAUCUUUAUUGUCGCCACUGUCUAUUUUAUGAGGUCUAAACAUCAAGAUGAGCUUGACAAGAAGUCCACUAACCACCUGCCGUUACCUAUGGAAUACGCAAGUAAUGAAGGACUCGUUGUGACAUAUAUAAAUGCCAUGGAUACAACUCCAAUAGUCAAGACUCUACAUUCGAAUGUGACGACUCCUUUAUUUGGUAAUAGUCGCAGUUACGUUGAUCCGCACACAUAUGAGGAUCCUAACCAAGCAAUCAGAGAAUUUGCUCGUGAAAUCGAUGCAAAUUAUAUUACAAUUGAGGCGAUAAUUGGCGGUGGAGAAUUCGGAGAUGUGUGCCGUGGUCGUCUUAAAAUUCCUCCAAAUUUUGUCCAGGACAUUGACGUGGCAAUCAAAACCUUGAAGCCAGGGUCCUCAGAGAAGGCGCGUUGCGAUUUUCUAACUGAGGCUUCUAUAAUGGGGCAAUUCGAUCAUCCGAACGUCAUAUACCUGCAAGGCGUCGUGACGCGCUCCAAUCCGGUGAUGAUUAUAACCGAAUAUAUGGAAAACGGCAGCCUGGACACAUUUUUGCGAGUCAACGAUGGAAAAUUUCAAACUCUGCAGCUCAUUGUGAUGCUCCGGGGUAUUGCUAGCGGCAUGUCCUACCUAAGCGACAUGAAUUACGUCCAUCGGGAUUUGGCGGCUCGCAAUGUUCUCGUCAAUGCUCAACUAAUCUGCAAAAUAGCCGAUUUUGGUUUAUCGCGUGAAAUCGAAAAUGCUAGCGAUGCCUAUACCACUCGGGGAGGUAAGAUACCAGUACGUUGGACCGCGCCGGAAGCAAUUGCGUUUCGUAAAUUUACAUCAGCAUCAGACGUUUGGUCUUAUGGAGUCGUUUUAUGGGAAGUUAUGUCUUAUGGCGAACGUCCCUAUUGGAAUUGGUCGAAUCAAGAUGUCAUAAAGAGCAUUGAGAAGGGCUAUCGUUUGCCAGCACCAAUGGAUUGCCCGGAGGCAUUAUAUCAGCUAAUGCUGGAUUGCUGGCAAAAGCAACGAACACAUCGCCCCACAUUUGCCAGCAUUGUGUCUACUUUGGACAACUUGGCUAGGCAGCCACAAUCGUUGCUAACGACGCGAAAUUCUCCAGAAAAUGAUAGCAGUACACAUAUUUUGGAUGCACAACGUGGUCAUAACAUAUUUAUAAGCACUGAUCUAUGGCUGGAGAAUAUCAAAAUGUCUAGAUACAGUCAACACUUUAGAGAGGCUAAUUUAGUGAGUGCUCAACAGAUCUCAAGAUUAACAGCUCAAUUGCUAUCGGAUAUGGGUAUAACAUUAGUAGGGCAUCAAAAAAAGAUUUUACAUCAAGCACGGCAGCUGGAUACAAUAAUAUAAUCAUCAUAUAUAUAUAUGUAU
Messenger RNA from Drosophila arizonae, 3282 nucleotides. RefSeq names its product Eph receptor tyrosine kinase (gene Eph). The record is from RefSeq and is a predicted model, not a curated record. Gene Ontology annotation, cellular component: dendrite; plasma membrane. Gene Ontology annotation, molecular function: protein binding; transmembrane-ephrin receptor activity; ATP binding. Lineage: Eukaryota; Metazoa; Arthropoda; Insecta; Diptera; Drosophilidae. Gene Ontology annotation, biological process: protein phosphorylation; axon guidance; ephrin receptor signaling pathway.